Drosophila willistoni is the source of this 435-nucleotide messenger RNA. It is a transcript of the gene BomBc3, whose product is annotated as bomanin Bicipital 1. NCBI's taxonomy places the organism in Eukaryota, Metazoa, Arthropoda, Insecta, Diptera, Drosophilidae. The transcript has 3 exons. The coding region runs from base 16 to 315 and encodes 99 amino acids. The record is from RefSeq and is a predicted model, not a curated record.
UUUGUUGACAACGAGAUGGGGCGAUACCUGAUGUUGGCAUCAUGCCUGAUGCUCUUAUUGGCGGCACUGCAACCAGCUUUGAUCACCGCCAAGCCCAGUACAGUGGUAGUAAAUGGUGUUUGUCUAACAUGUGACAAUCCAAAUGGCGAAUCGGUAUAUAUAGAUGGUCAGGAAUAUCGCAGUUUUUCAUCACCCAACAGCAAUGGCAAUGUCAUAAUUAAUCGUCCCGGUUAUAAUGGUGGUGGCACAAUCAUACGUAGAGGCGGCAAUACCAUUGUUAAUGGACGUUGUCAAUAUUGUAAUGUGGAUCCUUGAUUGCUAUAAUUACUUUAAAUUGCAAUUUUAAGCCAUAAAUGCAUUUGACAACAAAGUGUUUAUAACGCUUUUAUGAAAUAUAUUCGGGAGGAAAGUAUCUUGAUACUCUAUUUCAGAAUA